Saccharomyces cerevisiae S288C is the source of this 5853-nucleotide messenger RNA. It is a transcript of the gene UBR1, whose product is annotated as E3 ubiquitin-protein ligase UBR1. The transcript has a single exon. Lineage: Eukaryota; Fungi; Ascomycota; Saccharomycetes; Saccharomycetales; Saccharomycetaceae. Bases 1 to 5853 code for a protein of 1950 amino acids. The record is from RefSeq and is marked reviewed. Gene Ontology annotation, biological process: protein ubiquitination; ubiquitin-dependent protein catabolic process via the N-end rule pathway. Gene Ontology annotation, molecular function: ubiquitin protein ligase activity; zinc ion binding.
AUGUCCGUUGCUGAUGAUGAUUUAGGAUCUUUACAAGGUCACAUUAGGAGAACACUGAGGUCUAUUCAUAACCUCCCCUAUUUUAGGUAUACGAGAGGUCCUACUGAAAGGGCUGACAUGAGCAGAGCCCUUAAAGAGUUCAUUUACAGAUAUCUAUACUUUGUCAUUUCUAACAGCGGAGAGAACUUACCUACUUUAUUCAAUGCUCAUCCAAAACAAAAAUUAUCUAACCCAGAGCUUACUGUUUUUCCUGACAGUUUAGAAGAUGCUGUGGAUAUUGAUAAGAUAACAUCUCAACAAACUAUUCCGUUUUAUAAGAUAGAUGAAUCCAGAAUAGGAGACGUCCAUAAACAUACCGGAAGAAAUUGUGGGAGGAAAUUCAAAAUAGGGGAACCCUUGUAUAGGUGUCAUGAGUGUGGUUGCGAUGAUACUUGUGUGCUUUGUAUUCAUUGUUUUAAUCCAAAAGAUCAUGUGAAUCAUCAUGUUUGUACCGAUAUAUGUACUGAAUUCACUAGUGGAAUUUGUGACUGUGGAGAUGAAGAAGCUUGGAAUUCUCCACUUCAUUGCAAAGCUGAAGAACAAGAAAACGAUAUAUCGGAAGAUCCCGCCACAAAUGCCGACAUAAAGGAAGAAGAUGUAUGGAAUGAUUCAGUGAAUAUAGCAUUAGUGGAGUUGGUUCUUGCAGAAGUGUUUGACUAUUUUAUCGAUGUUUUUAACCAGAAUAUCGAACCUCUACCCACAAUACAGAAAGAUAUCACUAUCAAAUUAAGAGAGAUGACACAACAGGGAAAAAUGUAUGAAAGAGCGCAGUUUUUAAACGAUUUAAAAUAUGAAAACGAUUAUAUGUUUGACGGAACAACAACAGCAAAGACGAGCCCCUCUAAUAGCCCUGAGGCAUCUCCAUCGCUUGCGAAAAUCGAUCCCGAAAAUUACACGGUAAUAAUAUAUAACGAUGAAUAUCAUAACUAUUCGCAGGCUACGACUGCCUUGAGACAGGGGGUUCCAGAUAACGUACACAUUGAUCUAUUAACAUCCAGGAUUGACGGAGAAGGUCGAGCAAUGUUGAAAUGUUCACAAGAUUUAUCAUCUGUCUUAGGUGGUUUUUUUGCUGUUCAAACGAAUGGAUUAAGUGCCACUUUAACAUCGUGGUCAGAAUAUCUUCAUCAAGAAACAUGCAAGUAUAUCAUCCUUUGGAUUACACACUGUUUAAACAUACCAAACUCCUCCUUCCAAACCACUUUUAGGAACAUGAUGGGUAAAACCCUGUGUUCAGAAUACUUAAAUGCAACAGAAUGUCGUGAUAUGACACCGGUGGUGGAGAAAUAUUUCAGCAACAAGUUCGAUAAGAAUGAUCCCUACAGAUACAUCGAUUUAUCUAUCCUUGCAGAUGGCAAUCAAAUUCCUUUGGGUCAUCACAAAAUUCUACCCGAAUCAAGCACCCAUUCACUUUCACCAUUGAUAAAUGAUGUAGAAACUCCAACAUCAAGAACAUAUUCUAAUACAAGAUUACAACAUAUUCUUUAUUUUGAUAACAGAUAUUGGAAAAGACUGAGAAAAGAUAUUCAGAAUGUGAUCAUUCCAACGUUGGCCUCUUCAAAUUUAUACAAGCCCAUUUUCUGUCAACAGGUAGUCGAAAUAUUCAACCACAUCACAAGAUCUGUGGCAUAUAUGGAUAGAGAACCUCAGCUAACAGCUAUAAGAGAGUGUGUCGUACAGUUAUUUACAUGCCCUACGAAUGCCAAAAAUAUUUUCGAAAACCAAAGUUUUUUGGAUAUUGUGUGGUCAAUUAUAGACAUUUUUAAGGAGUUUUGUAAGGUGGAAGGUGGUGUAUUGAUCUGGCAGAGAGUUCAAAAAAGCAAUUUAACAAAGAGUUACAGUAUAUCAUUCAAGCAAGGGUUGUAUACAGUUGAAACUUUAUUGAGUAAGGUACAUGAUCCUAAUAUUCCAUUGAGACCUAAGGAAAUAAUAUCUCUAUUAACUCUUUGCAAGCUCUUCAAUGGAGCGUGGAAGAUAAAGCGUAAAGAAGGUGAACAUGUUCUUCACGAAGAUCAAAAUUUCAUCUCCUAUUUAGAAUAUACCACCUCCAUUUACAGUAUUAUUCAAACAGCGGAAAAAGUUAGCGAAAAAUCAAAAGAUUCCAUUGAUUCAAAGCUUUUUUUAAAUGCAAUAAGAAUUAUCAGUUCAUUUCUAGGCAAUAGAUCACUAACAUACAAGUUAAUAUAUGAUUCUCAUGAAGUCAUUAAGUUUAGCGUAAGCCACGAAAGAGUUGCAUUUAUGAAUCCUUUACAAACAAUGCUUUCAUUCCUUAUCGAAAAAGUGUCUUUAAAGGAUGCAUACGAAGCGUUAGAAGACUGUUCAGAUUUUCUGAAAAUAUCGGAUUUCUCUUUGAGAUCAGUUGUAUUGUGCUCUCAAAUUGACGUCGGGUUUUGGGUAAGAAAUGGUAUGUCUGUGUUACAUCAAGCAUCGUAUUAUAAAAACAAUCCCGAAUUAGGUUCCUAUUCCAGAGAUAUACAUUUGAAUCAGUUAGCUAUCCUUUGGGAACGUGAUGACAUUCCGAGAAUAAUAUACAAUAUUCUUGAUAGAUGGGAAUUACUAGACUGGUUUACAGGUGAAGUUGACUAUCAACACACUGUCUAUGAGGAUAAAAUUUCAUUCAUCAUUCAACAAUUCAUUGCCUUUAUUUAUCAAAUAUUGACCGAAAGACAAUAUUUUAAAACUUUCUCUUCUCUAAAGGAUAGAAGAAUGGAUCAAAUCAAAAAUUCAAUCAUUUAUAACCUUUACAUGAAACCCCUUUCGUAUUCAAAGCUACUAAGAUCAGUUCCUGACUACCUAACUGAAGAUACUACCGAGUUUGACGAAGCACUUGAAGAAGUCUCUGUUUUCGUUGAGCCUAAGGGCUUGGCCGACAAUGGUGUUUUUAAAUUAAAAGCAAGCUUGUAUGCAAAGGUUGAUCCGUUAAAGUUGCUGAAUUUGGAAAACGAAUUCGAAAGUAGUGCAACUAUUAUUAAAUCACAUUUGGCUAAGGAUAAGGAUGAAAUAGCAAAAGUUGUACUAAUACCCCAAGUCUCAAUAAAACAGUUAGAUAAAGACGCUCUCAAUCUGGGUGCUUUUACAAGGAAUACGGUAUUUGCCAAAGUGGUCUAUAAACUACUCCAGGUAUGUCUGGAUAUGGAGGAUAGCACUUUCCUGAAUGAGCUACUACAUUUAGUUCAUGGUAUAUUCAGGGAUGAUGAAUUGAUAAAUGGUAAGGACUCUAUACCAGAAGCUUAUUUGUCAAAGCCUAUAUGUAAUUUACUCUUGAGCAUAGCCAAUGCUAAAUCAGACGUAUUUUCCGAGAGUAUUGUCCGUAAAGCCGACUAUUUGUUAGAGAAGAUGAUAAUGAAAAAACCAAAUGAACUUUUUGAGUCAUUAAUUGCCAGUUUUGGCAACCAAUACGUUAAUGAUUAUAAGGAUAAGAAACUACGCCAAGGAGUUAACUUACAAGAGACAGAGAAGGAACGAAAAAGAAGAUUGGCCAAGAAACAUCAAGCAAGGCUUCUAGCCAAGUUUAACAAUCAACAAACGAAAUUCAUGAAAGAACAUGAGUCUGAAUUUGAUGAGCAGGAUAACGAUGUUGACAUGGUCGGUGAAAAAGUAUAUGAAUCGGAGGAUUUUACCUGCGCACUAUGUCAAGAUUCCAGUUCGACCGAUUUUUUUGUGAUACCUGCGUACCAUGAUCAUUCCCCGAUAUUUAGACCUGGUAAUAUUUUUAACCCAAAUGAAUUUAUGCCCAUGUGGGAUGGUUUCUACAACGAUGAUGAAAAACAAGCUUAUAUUGACGAUGAUGUUUUAGAGGCUUUGAAGGAAAACGGUAGUUGUGGAUCUAGGAAAGUAUUUGUAUCCUGUAAUCAUCACAUUCAUCAUAACUGCUUCAAGAGGUACGUUCAAAAAAAGAGAUUUUCAUCAAACGCGUUUAUAUGUCCUUUAUGCCAAACAUUUUCGAAUUGUACUUUACCUCUUUGUCAAACCUCAAAGGCAAAUACUGGUUUGUCGCUAGAUAUGUUUUUGGAAUCAGAACUUUCUUUGGAUACAUUGUCAAGGCUCUUCAAACCUUUUACUGAGGAAAAUUAUCGUACAAUAAACUCUAUAUUUUCGUUGAUGAUAUCUCAGUGUCAAGGUUUUGAUAAAGCGGUAAGAAAGCGGGCCAACUUUUCGCAUAAGGACGUUUCUUUAAUAUUAAGUGUGCACUGGGCAAAUACCAUUUCAAUGUUAGAAAUUGCUUCUAGGUUAGAAAAGCCAUACAGUAUUUCAUUUUUCAGAAGCAGGGAACAGAAAUACAAAACUUUAAAAAAUAUAUUAGUCUGCAUUAUGCUGUUCACCUUUGUCAUAGGCAAGCCAAGUAUGGAGUUUGAACCGUACCCGCAGCAGCCCGAUACUGUUUGGAACCAAAAUCAACUCUUCCAAUAUAUUGUUCGAAGCGCUUUAUUUUCUCCAGUUUCACUUCGUCAGACUGUUACAGAGGCGUUAACAACGUUCUCUAGACAGUUUCUAAGAGAUUUUCUUCAGGGUCUUUCUGAUGCAGAACAGGUUACCAAAUUGUAUGCUAAAGCGUCCAAAAUUGGGGAUGUUCUUAAAGUAAGUGAGCAGAUGCUCUUCGCCCUAAGGACCAUAUCUGAUGUACGAAUGGAGGGAUUGGACUCCGAAAGUAUUAUUUAUGAUCUAGCUUAUACCUUCCUGUUGAAGAGUCUUCUUCCUACGAUAAGAAGGUGCUUAGUCUUUAUCAAAGUGCUACACGAAUUAGUGAAAGAUUCUGAAAAUGAAACGCUGGUCAUCAACGGUCAUGAGGUUGAAGAAGAACUGGAAUUCGAAGAUACCGCCGAGUUUGUCAAUAAGGCAUUGAAAAUGAUUACUGAAAAAGAAUCCUUAGUCGAUCUUUUGACAACGCAGGAGUCCAUUGUAUCGCAUCCAUAUUUGGAGAACAUCCCAUAUGAAUAUUGUGGGAUUAUAAAACUGAUAGAUUUAUCAAAAUAUUUGAAUACUUACGUUACCCAAUCUAAGGAAAUCAAGCUACGUGAAGAGCGUUCUCAGCAUAUGAAGAAUGCGGAUAAUCGAUUAGAUUUCAAAAUAUGUUUGACAUGUGGUGUCAAAGUGCAUUUAAGAGCGGACCGCCAUGAAAUGACCAAGCAUUUGAAUAAAAAUUGUUUUAAACCAUUUGGCGCCUUCCUGAUGCCCAAUUCAAGUGAAGUUUGUCUCCAUUUGACACAGCCUCCUUCUAAUAUUUUUAUAUCUGCACCAUAUCUAAAUUCGCAUGGUGAAGUUGGUAGAAAUGCCAUGAGAAGAGGUGAUUUAACCACCUUGAAUUUGAAAAGAUAUGAGCACUUAAACAGAUUAUGGAUUAACAAUGAAAUUCCAGGUUAUAUUAGUAGAGUAAUGGGUGACGAAUUUCGAGUGACUAUACUUUCCAAUGGUUUCUUGUUUGCAUUUAAUAGAGAACCAAGGCCAAGAAGAAUACCUCCAACAGAUGAAGAUGAUGAAGAUAUGGAAGAGGGAGAAGACGGGUUUUUUACGGAGGGAAAUGACGAAAUGGAUGUUGAUGAUGAAACUGGACAGGCCGCCAACUUAUUUGGGGUUGGCGCAGAAGGUAUUGCUGGUGGCGGAGUACGUGAUUUUUUCCAAUUCUUCGAAAACUUUAGGAACACUCUACAACCGCAGGGAAAUGGCGAUGAUGAUGCACCUCAGAAUCCCCCACCAAUAUUGCAGUUCUUAGGACCUCAAUUUGAUGGAGCUACUAUCAUAAGAAAUACAAAUCCAAGAAACCUCGAUGAGGAUGACUCUGAUGAUAAUGAUGACUCUGAUGAGCGAGAGAUUUGGUAG